This is a messenger RNA of Aegilops tauschii subsp. strangulata, 1065 nucleotides long. The record is from RefSeq and is a predicted model, not a curated record. NCBI's taxonomy places the organism in Eukaryota, Viridiplantae, Streptophyta, Magnoliopsida, Poales, Poaceae.
AUGGAUGUUGACAAGACCUCGACCGCCUCCUCGCCGGACCUCGCGUCUUCGCCCUCUUCCCCGCCGGCCGCCAGCAAGCCUCGGCGCCCCCUCUCCCCAUCAACGCCGGUGAGGCCCCCUUGGCCUCUCCUCCUCUCUCUGCCCUCGCACACGACCGCGGCCAUCACGCCCUGGGCCGCGUCCAAGCUCGUCGCCCGCGUCGUCCCGCUGCCCACGCGCUCUGGCCUUGCCCUCCUCGCCGCUGCUCCGCCCGGUCACCGCGACCCCGUCCCGCCCGGCGUGUCACCUCGCGCGCUCGCGCCUGUGCUGUGGCCGGCUACCGCGUGCUACUGCUCCUGCGGCUGCGCCGCCCCCGCUUCUCGCGUCCACCACCGUGCCACCGCCCCCGCCUCACCCGCCUGCUUCCCUCGCCGUGCUGGCCUCGCCCACGCCGGCCUGGCGACCUGCCAGGGCGCCGUGCUCGAGCCCCCCGGCCUCCCUCGCCUUGCUGACCUUCGCCGGACCUCGAUCGCCUCCUCGCCGGACCUCGCGUCUUCGCCCUCUUCCCCGCCGGCCGCCAGCAAGCCUCGGCGCCCCCUCUCCCCAUCAACGCCGGUGAGGCCCCCCCGGCCUCUCCUUCUCUCUCUGCCCUCGCACACGACCGCGGCCAUCACGCCCCGGGCCGCGUCCAAGCUCGUCGCCCACGUCGUCCCGCUGCCCACGCGCUCUGGCCUUGCCCUCCUCGCCGCUGCUCCGCCCGGUCACCGUGACCCCGUCCCGCCCGGCGUGUCACCUCGCGCGCUCGCGCCCGUGCUGUGGCCGGCUACCGCGUGCUGCUGCUCCUGCGGCUGCGCCGCCCCCGCUUCUCGCGUCCACCACCGUGCCACCGCCCCCGCCUCACCCGCCUGCUUCCCUCGCCGUGCUGGCCUCGCCCACGCCGGCCUGGCGACCUGCCAGGUCCGCCGGCCCCCCCUCGCGCCCCUGGCCACGCGCCCGCUCGGGCUGCACCCAGCGCCCACAACCACGGCGCCUGUUCGGGCGGCGCCCGCAGCACCUGAACCCACUCUGGCCCCCGUGGCCCUAUGA